Molecule: messenger RNA, 2042 nt
Organism: Drosophila eugracilis
Lineage: Eukaryota; Metazoa; Arthropoda; Insecta; Diptera; Drosophilidae
Product: probable G-protein coupled receptor Mth-like 14
Exons: 7
Coding region: 342-1853 (503 amino acids)
Molecular function (GO): G protein-coupled receptor activity
Source: RefSeq, a predicted model, not a curated record
AUUUAAUUAUAAGGAAUGUGCUACCAGCAAGCUUACACAUCAAUCUGACGUCAUGUGUUUUAUGAUUAACAAACUUUCGGUUUAUUAAAGAUAAGAUAAGUCGUAUCUUGCUUUAACAGUUAACUAAUGUAAAAAUGCUUUUGUUUACAUGAUUGUUGUGCUCAGAAAUUCGCACUGUGAUACUUCAGCGUUAGGAUCAGUUUUUUCUAAAAGUAAUUUAUAUAAUUCCAGAUUGGCAAAAAUAGAAAUCAAUAUGAACAUUAUUCUAGCCCUAGUUUUAAUCGGUUUAAAGGCGAUUUCUAAAACUUCGUCACAGACAAUAACCGGACUAGAUCAAUUUAAUGAAUCAAACCACACAAGUAAUUUUUAGAGACAUAUUCAAUAACACAUCUACAGACGCUUGGGAAGCGAUAAUAACUUCAUCACCGGUUGUGAAUAAAACCCGUUUGACAGAUACUACCAUUACUACUGGUAGUACGUUUUUAUCCUUUCUACCCGUUCAAAGUUCUCUAGAAAAAUUAUCAGAUCCUGCUGACUGUUCGCAACGUGAAAAAUACAGAAAACAACCAAUUGCAAAACAAUCUUCACGCUUGCGAAAAUGCUGCCCACAUGGUGAAAACUUAGAUAUUUAUCGGGAAAAUCAAAGUGACUCUAUGUGCGAUAACGGAAUGUUAAAAUUUGAGCCGACUAUAAUAAGUGCAGUUCUGUUUGACAACUGCAUUGAGGACUUAGAGAUUGAAACUAAACUUGACUACGACAUUGGAAAUCCAUGUAACAGCUCCCUUCAAUAUGACAAUCAAGAGGACGUUUUUUUUGUCUUACAAGACGGUUCAUUAUUAAUUAUUGACAAAUUCGGCAAUGAAUCGUACACAGUCGAAGAAAAUUACUGCUUGGAUAUUGAUAAGUCAGGAAAUAUGUUUGCUUUCACAUGCGUCACACAAGUUGAAGAACAAAUAGCUUUCGCAAAAGUACUUUUUGUUGCUGUUUUAAUGCUCUUAUCUAUGCCUUGUCUUCUGUUAGUAAGUUACUUGCACAUGACACUUCGUUUAUUGCGCAACUUGCAUGGCCUCUCCCUAAGUUUGAUGUCCUUAUGUUUGGCCUCCGGAUACUUCGUGCACUCCGUUGUGCAUAUAUAUGGAAUUCCUAACCAAGGUUUUAUUGGCUAUGUUAUACAGUUUUGCAUUUUAAGUUAUUUUUUCUGGUACUUCUGUAUUUGCUUUAAUGUUCUCUUGAAUGUAUGGUAUAAGUUACCCUGUUGCAUUCAGCUUUCAAAGGCCUGGAGCACUUUUAAUUUCGCAUGCUACACUCUUUUGUCUUUUUCUGGAUCUGCUGCAAUAGUUUCACUAACCAUUCAAAAGGGAUUGCCAGGAAUGCCUUCUUACUUCCUGCAAGGCCUCACGGAAUCCAUACGAGACUCACAACGUUACUUCAUACCACCAGUUUCAACUAUACUUUUUCUUAGUUUCUUGAUAAACAUAAUAUCUUUCUUCGGAUUUCAACGUCUUAACGGGUACGAAAAAGCUGAAAAGAGUAAUGAUGAUCGGAGAAACUUAUUGUUUGAUCAGCAAAAAUUCGAAGAUGUUAAAAAAGACGCCAAAUGUGUAAGCUUACUUGGAAUAAUUAUGGUCAUCAGUUGGCUUCUCGAAAUAGUAACAUUUUACUCGGGAUCAAACUCAAAUUACCUACUGAUCUGUGACAUGGUGAAUGGUCUCCAAGGAGUUUGGGUAUUGCUUAUUUUUCUCGUUGUGCGGAGACGUCGCACUAUAAUAUUAAGGUGGUGGUAUGAUCGUGGUUCCCAUGAAAUUGAAGAAACAGAGCUUCAAGCUCUUAGUAAUAGAAACAAUAUCACAUAGAUAUGAUCUUCUAACAAAUUGUUAUUAUUACAUACUUUGACCCGAAAAUUAUUACAUAUUCAUAUAAAAUAAUUAAGGAAAGCUCCAAAAAGUUAAGAAAAAAAUCGAACUAUCAUAUCUAAGAAUGUUGUAUUGUACCCGGUACUCGCAUAAUGUAGAUUAUUUAUAAUAAAAUUAUAUAAAGAAACA